This is a messenger RNA of Camelina sativa (false flax), 885 nucleotides long. Lineage: Eukaryota; Viridiplantae; Streptophyta; Magnoliopsida; Brassicales; Brassicaceae. The record is from RefSeq and is a predicted model, not a curated record.
AUGGUUCUUAAAGAUAAUGGCGAGGUUGAAUCUGCUGAUGAACGUUCGGAAAACGAUUCAUUAGACGAGGGUUUGGAAGCCCCACCUAAAGGAGAGUUGCUUGUUGCUAGGAGAUCUUUGAGUGUUCUAACUAAGUCUGAGGAGCAAGCGCAAAGGAAAAACUUGACUAUGGUUGAGAAGCUUGGUCUAGAAGUGCUUAAGCAUCCAAAACCGUAUGAACUACAAUGGCUCAAUGAGAAAGGAGAGAUGUCUGUCAAGGAACAAGUCAAGGUGCCGCUUUCAAUUGGUAAGUAUCAGGACGAGAUCAUGUGUGACAUAUUACCGAUGGAUGCUAGCCACAUUCUUCUUGGACGUUCAUGGAAAUCAGACCGACAAGUUCAUCACGAUGGCUUCACCAAUCGACAAAUCUUCAAACACAAUGGCCGGAAGACGACUCUCAUUCCAAUGACGCCGCAUGAGUUCUAUCUAGAUCAGCUAAGCAUGAAACAGCGAACCGCCAAACAAACUGAACCGAUUGAUACAAAGGGUAAGAGCAAGGUAAGUCACAAUAGUUUACUAUUUGUUUACAAAGAAACUCUAGCUUGUUCUAAUAACCCCGAACCGGUGCUACUGAGUAAAGUUGAGUUGGUUUUGCAAGAGUAUAAGGAUGUGUUUCCGGAGGACAAUCCCAUUGGUUUACCGCCUAUCCGAGGGAUCGAGCAUCAAAUCGAUUUUGUGCCGGGAGCCGCCUUACCAAACCGACCAGCUUAUCGCACCAACCCAACCGAAACCAAAGAGCUUGAAAAACAAGUGAACGAGCUGAUGGACAAAGGACAUAUUCGAGAAAGCAUGAGUCCAUGUGUCGUUCUAGUGUUGCUAGUACCUAAGAAAGAUGGGAGUUGGUGA